AUGACCGGAGUCACCAGCACCACCACAUCCAUCGCAGACCUAUUGAAUAGCUGUCGUGGCCCCAAACGUCAUUGGGGCACAUCGAAAUUGAUUCGAUCAACUCGGGGCACGGUGAAGCCAAUAAAUAACGCACCACUAGAACUGUCACCUCGGACUCCGCAGAACGACACCUCCCUUCACAAUGGAUUUCGCAGUGGAGGCUUACCUGGAGAAGAACCUUGUGGCGCCACUUUCAUUUUCUUUGGGAGCGGGCGUGCAGACGGGCGUUAUCUUAAAUCAACGAUUGCCCUCUUAUGGAUUGCAGACACGGUUCACGAAGCCCUCAUCGCCCAUACACUGUACAUCUAUAUUUCUUCGAGCUAUCAUAAUCGAGCCAUCUUGUACCGUCCGCCAUGGUCAACCCUUGUUCAGAUGUAUUUUGCAGCUGCUAGUGAUUUUGCCAUCCGACUCAUUUAUUCGCGACGAAUAUACAUACUUCUAGCUCUGCGCGAAAAGAAGACUCUUGCCUACUUGUUAGUUGCAAUAAUCAACCUACUAUCUAUUGCGUCUACAGGCAAGAUACUGUCAUCCGUUCGUGACUUCGCGGGUAUUGAUGUCAGGCCCAUCAUAACUUCGAACAGGACUCGCUUUUGGUGA
Molecule: messenger RNA, 636 nt
Organism: Cyclocybe aegerita
Lineage: Eukaryota; Fungi; Basidiomycota; Agaricomycetes; Agaricales; Hemipholiotaceae
Source: the annotation of a GenBank genome assembly